This is a messenger RNA of Adineta steineri, 594 nucleotides long. NCBI's taxonomy places the organism in Eukaryota, Metazoa, Rotifera, Eurotatoria, Adinetida, Adinetidae. The record is from the annotation of a GenBank genome assembly.
AUGGCAACAAUAAAUAUUGAACCAUUAAAUAAUUUUUAUUCAGAAAAUCAAUGUCAAACUAUAGGUGAUAAAUGUCAACAAAAUACUGAUUGUUGUUCGAAUUUAAUUUGUUAUUCUAUUUCAAAACAAAAUCUUUGUUUACCAUUUGACAAACGAAUGAAACGUUAUUCAGAUGAUUUUAUUAUUCCUCCAUAUUAUAAUCCACAAAAUUAUCUAUAUCCAUAUGGUAUAAAUAUGCCACCAUUUCCAUUUUAUAAUGCAUAUGGUACAAAACAAUCAGAAAUACAGCCGAGAAAUAAAAAGGAAUGGGAUAAUUGUCAAUUUCAUGAAGAUUGUGGUGAAAACAAUUGUUGUUAUGUUCAUUUUCGAUUUCGUAGUUUACCAAAAUCAUUUUGUCGACCAAAUCGAAAUAAUAAGAGUAAACUUUGUGAACCUCUCACUAAGUAUCGUUCACUUAAAGAUGUACCAGCAUGGAAACAACAGCAACAACAACAAAAACAGCAAUCUAAGCAAGCUCAACAACAACAACAACAACAACAACAACAAAAGCAACAACAACCAUUUCCAUUACGCAUUUCAUAUUUUGGUCAAUAA